UGUACAUGGAAAGUGUCAUGGCGACUUGCGUCAUGCAAUAUUAGAGACGGUAGUCUCAUUAAACAACUUGCAAUGACUUUUCUUGUUCAGGUUUGGGGUUGAUCUUUAAACAGGGCAUCCGAGGGAUCUUUAAAUCUAGGAUGGCAGAUUCAGGUUCAAGUGACCCUGCUGGUCAACGUGUGCCGACCCCUGGAGGAAGUAAUGCGGGACUGCUGAUGGGUCGGCGACCAGGUGGAGCCAUGACUCCUGGCCGCCUCCCCGCUAUGAGGUCCAGAGACCUCACCCUGGGAGGGGUAAAGAAGAAAACGUUCACACCCAACAUCAUCGGCCGAAAAGUCAAAGAAGACCCAAAGGUUGAAACCAGUCAGAGGAGAGAGAGGAAAGAUGAGGGUCGAGGUCGAGGCCCCAGAGAAAGAGGCAGGGGCCGAGGUCGCGGAGAGAUGAUCCAGUCCCACUCUAUUUUUGAACAGGGGCCUGCAGAGAUGAUGAUGAAGAAGAGAGGUGGAUAUGAUGACGAGAGAGAAGCCCCAAGCAUGGGACCCUCACCCAUCAUAAAUAUCAAAAAGGAGAAGAGAGAGACUGAGGAGGAGACCAAAGAGAUUCUGCGAAGUCUGGAACGAGACAACUUUAUAGACGAUCCCUUCCUGAGGAGCGAGCAGAGCAGCUGCCCCGUCCAGCUCCCCCUCGCUGUGUCAGGCUGGGGAUUCAAGGAGGAGUUUAGUACGCCCGCUGUUAAAAUAGAGAAGAUGGACGAGGAUGGUGAACCCAUGGAAGCUGCUGUUGAAGUGAAGAAGGAGCCAAUGGAGGUUGAUAUAAAGAAGUCAGAGGCCGCGUUCAGACCUCCACCUCUCCCUGAGCCUGAAGUCCUGCCUGACCUACUGCACAGGUGGAGUCUGAGCAAAGGGGAGGAGCUGUUCUUCAUGCAGCUGCCGGACUCGCUGCCCGGUCAGCCCCCCACCAAAGAGCACAGGCCUGUGAAAACAGAGGUGCAGUCUGAGGAUGGACAGUCUGUGCUUUUGAAAACAGAAACUCAGGAGGAGGAAGCAGAAGAGAGCUGCUGCAGUCUGAAAGACCUACGGGAGGGCCUCAUAGGAAAAAUGCUGGUGCGCAAGUCUGGCCGUGUACAGCUCAUCCUGGGACAAGUGACACUCGAUGUGUCUCUAGGAACAUCAUGCUCUUUCCUGCAGGAGUUGGUCUCUAUUGGCACAGAAGGAAGAACAGGUGAUUUGACUGUAUUGGGGAAUGUCAAACACAAAAUGGUUUGCUCCCCGGACUUUGAGGCUCUGCUGGAGAGCAGUGCUUGAUGCUUGUAGAGAUGAUAAGUGGAUGCACUUGUGGUGGGUUGUGAUAAUUACCAUUGCUGUGGACUUUCCCUCUGGAGCCAUACAUGAAAUGCAGAUCUGAAGCCAUUGUUUUGGGGAUUUUGUUUUCAGAGUGGCUGGAUUAAAAUACACUAUAAACAAACAGGAAUUUAUUUUUCUGUGUAACUGACCUAUUAAGGUUUGAAGGGUGGAUGAUGUGCCAGAUUUCUGUUCUUUUUUCUCUAUAUUUGAAAUUACUUGAAAAAGCUGUAGAUGAAUGUAUAUGUGUGAAUAAAAAUCUUUUGUUA
This is a messenger RNA of Cheilinus undulatus (humphead wrasse), 1609 nucleotides long. RefSeq names its product polymerase (RNA) III (DNA directed) polypeptide D (gene polr3d). The transcript has 9 exons. Gene Ontology annotation, cellular component: RNA polymerase III complex. The coding region runs from base 141 to 1304 and encodes 387 amino acids. Gene Ontology annotation, biological process: transcription by RNA polymerase III. The record is from RefSeq and is a predicted model, not a curated record. Gene Ontology annotation, molecular function: DNA binding. NCBI's taxonomy places the organism in Eukaryota, Metazoa, Chordata, Actinopteri, Labriformes, Labridae.